AGUCGACUGUUGCAGUACAAAAAAGAAAAACGGCGUUAUCCUACCGUAUCUGCGCACUGCUUUCUCUCUCUCUGCACAGGAAAUCAUUUUCUCUACUAUUACACGGUUAUUGAAGCAGUAGACGGGAAUCAGAAACACCCCCCAAAAAAAAACCGAGAUUAUUGCCGCAAUCAUUCUACAUACACCACCCCGGCAAGCGUGUUACCCGUCAGCGCGAUGAUUGCCACGCCUGAGAUGGCAGAGUACUGCCUCCGUGUGAUAGCACGCCGCGUCACCGCACCCGACUCGCCGCCUGUGCCGCUGCCGGAGAUACCGGAGGAGAAAUCGGCGUGUUUUGUCACCCUGACGACGCUGCCGCACGACCGCCUGCGCGGCUGCAUCGGCUCGCUGCGCCCGGGAGACUUGAAAAAGGACAUGGGCCGCCUAGCCUUGUCGGCUGCCUUUGAGGACUCUCGCUUCCCCAAAGUCAAGGCGAGCGAACUGCCGUCGCUGCGGUGCUGCUUCAGUCUACUGCACACCUUUGAGCCGUGCACUGCGUGGAAUGACUGGGAAAUCGGCAAGCACGGCCUGGUUGCCGAGUACGACGGCUACAGCGCCACCUACUUACCCUCGGUGGCGGAGGAGCAGGGGUGGAACCACAAGGAGACGAUGGUCAGUCUGCUCGACAAGGCGGGGCUUGAGAAGGAGGUGACGGACAAGGUGCUGAAGUCGGUGAAGGUCACGCGCUACCAGGUCAGCAAGGCGUACAAAAGCUACAAGGACAUCGAGAAUGUGUAG
Molecule: messenger RNA, 777 nt
Organism: Leptomonas pyrrhocoris
Lineage: Eukaryota; Euglenozoa; Kinetoplastea; Trypanosomatida; Trypanosomatidae
Exons: 1
Coding region: 217-777 (186 amino acids)
Source: RefSeq, a predicted model, not a curated record